Molecule: messenger RNA, 3427 nt
Organism: Durio zibethinus
Lineage: Eukaryota; Viridiplantae; Streptophyta; Magnoliopsida; Malvales; Malvaceae
Product: conserved oligomeric Golgi complex subunit 5
Biological process (GO): intra-Golgi vesicle-mediated transport
Cellular component (GO): COG complex
Source: RefSeq, a predicted model, not a curated record
CCUACAAUCCAAAAUUUGUGUAGCUCUUUGCCCCUCUGUAUUCAAGAAAGAAACGGCGCCGUUUUGUACUGCUACUGCCUUGUUUCCUCCCCGCUUCAUCCCUUCGGCUAUAGACCCGUAGUUUAUGGUUCCCAAACUGCGACGAACUUAAAAAAAAAAAAAAAGGAAAGAUUUGGAUUUCUGAUUUAAAAAAUUGUGGUUCAUUUCAAUAUCUGUUUCGAUUUCAAUCCAACAUCCAAAAACCCAAACAAUGGCUUCUCAAACUGCAGUCCAAAGAUCCCCUACCUCCACUUCCUCCUCCUCCCCUCUCCACCGUCUCUCCACUUUCAAAAACCCAUCUUCUUCUCCCACCGCCGCAUCUCCUCCUCCGCCGCCAUCUUCACUCCUUGACUCUUUUGCCAAAGACCCAAUCCUUUCCCCUUUCCUCUCCCCGUCCUUUUCUUCCAUUUCCUUUUCCUCCGCUGCCCUUUCCUCCGGAUCCCCUGCUUCCAUUGCCGAACACCUUCUCCAAGCCAUCCGCCAACUCGAUUCCCAACUCCGUUCCCACGUUCUUUCCAACCACCCUCUUCUCCUCACUCAAUUAUCUUCUCUUAACAACGCUGAGCUUUCCCUCUCCACUCUCAGAUCCUCAAUUUCUUCUCUUCAGUCUUCCCUUCGUCGUGUCCGAUCUGAGCUCUCCGAACCGCAUACUUCAAUUCUCUCUAAAACAGUCCACCUCUCGAAUUUACAUCGGACUUCCGAGCUUCUCUCCCACUCCAUACGUGCCAUCCGCCUGUCGAAAAAGCUACGGGACCUUAUGGCUUCUGCAGAAGUAGAGCCUGAUAAGUUGGAUCUUGCUAAGGCUGCUCAGUUGCAUAAUGAUAUCUUGACCUUGUGCGAGGAAUAUGAUCUUGGUGGUCUUGAUAUGGUUGAUGAGGAACUUAAUGCGGUCAGAGAGAUAGGGGGUAGGUUAAGGAGCGAAGCUAUGAAAGUUUUGGAAAGGGGAAUGGAAGGGUUGAAUCAGGCUGAAGUGGGAACUGGGUUGCAAGUGUUUUACAAUCUUGGGGAGUUGAGAGGGACGGUGGAGCAUCUGGUGAAUAAGUACAAGGGAAUGGGUGUGAAGAGUGUGAGUUUGGCGUUGGAUAUGAAGACGAUUUCAGCCGGUGGUGGAGUUGGAGGAUUUGGUCCUGGAGGCAUUAGAGGGACUGGAACGCCACAGAUUGGGGGAAGUGGGAAGGCAAGGGAGGCGUUGUGGCAGAGGAUGGGGAGUUGUAUGGAUCAGUUGCAUUCUAUUAUGGUUGCGAUUUGGCACUUGCAGAGGGUUUUGUCCAAGAAGAAAGACCCUUUUACGCAUGUCUUGCUGCUUGAUGAAGUCAUUAAGGAGGGUGACCUCAUGCUAACAGAUCGAGUCUGGGAAGCACUUGUUAAGGCUUUUGCUACCCAAAUGAAGUCUGCUUUUACUGCAUCAAGUUUCGUCAAAGAGAUAUUCACAAAUGGGUAUCCAAAACUAUUCUCUAUGAUGGAAAACCUUCUUGAAAGAAUUUCCCGUGACACUGAUGUCAAGGGCGUCUUAUCAGCAAUCACUUCAGAGGGUAAAGAUCAAAUGGUUGCAGCUAUUGAAACAUUCCAGAUGGCUUUCUUAGCUAGCUGCUUAAGCCGGCUUUCAGAUCUAGUUAAUUCUGUUUUUCCAGUCUCCAGCCGUGGUAGCGUUCCCUCCAAAGAACAGAUCUCUAGAAUUCUUUCACGCAUUCAGGAAGAGUUAGAAGCUGUUCAGUUGGAUGCUCGAUUGACUCUUCUUGUGCUGCGCGAAAUAAGCAAGGUUUUGCUUCUGAUUGCAGAACGAGCUGAAUAUCAGAUAUCGACUGGUCCUGAAGCACGCCAAGUAUCUGGUCCUGCUACUCCAGCUCAGGUCAAGAAUUUUGCAUUAUGUCAGCAUCUACAAGAAAUUCAUACACGAAUAACUUCUAUGAUCUCAGGGCUUCCAACUAUUGCUGCAGAUGUAUUGUCACCUUCACUUGGUGCAAUAUAUGGUGUUGCUUGUGACUCUGUAACAUCCUUGUUCCAAGCAAUGAUUGAUCGGCUCGAGUCUUGCAUCUUGCAAAUCCAUGACCAGAACUUUUCUGCCCUUGGUGUGGAUGCUGCUAUGGACAACAAUGCUUCCCCUUACAUGGAGGAGUUGCAGAAGUGCAUUCUUCACUUUCGUAGUGAGUUCCUAUCUAAGCUGCUGCCAUCUUCAGCUAAUUCUACAACUGCAGGAACAGAAACCAUAUGCACAAGGCUUGCUAGGAGCAUGGCUUCACGGGUUUUGAUCCUCUUUAUCAGGCAUGCUUCUCUUGUUAGGCCUCUUUCAGAAUCAGGCAAGUUGAGAAUGGCCAGAGAUAUGGCUGAGCUGGAAUUAGCUGUGGGCCAAAAUUUGUUCCCUGUAGAACAACUUGGUGCACCAUACCGAGCACUUCGAGCUUUCCGACCGCUUAUCUUCUUGGAAACAUCUCAACUAGGAGCAUCUCCUCUUCUUCAAGAUUUACCUCCAAGUGUCAUACUGCACCAUCUUUAUUCCCGAGGCCCUGAAGAAUUGCAAUCGCCACUCCAGAGAAACAAGCUUACGCAUUUGCAAUAUUCAUUGUGGCUGGAUUCUCAAGGGGAAGAUCAGAUCUGGAAAGGAAUCAAGGCAACUCUGGAUGAUUAUGCGGCAAAUGUUAGGGCUAGAGGGGACAAGGAGUUCAGCCCUGUAUAUCCUCUUAUGCUUCAAUUAGGUUCAUUGUUGAGUGAAACCGUUCCUGCAUCUCAGAAAUCAUGACCAAUUAUCCACUAUGCUUCGCGUAAAUUAGUAGUAGACAAAACCAAUAGCGCUUGCCAUGUUUUUGCCUUUUAGCAAAAUGUUGCAUAGGAACAUGUGUGGAAAAGCUUCACAAGGAUUCCUAGAUCUACUCCAAACGUUUAGGUGAGCAAUUUUUUAUCAAUAAAACUGGAUUUUUUUUGUAGAUGCUUUUUUCCUUUUGUGGUAAACUGACAAUUUGUUAUCUUCUCGGGUCUUUAGGUUCUUCUUGCCACCUUAAAUAAUAGGGAUCAACAGCUAUAUUUGAGCUUUUGGCAGAUUUCGCUGCCGAAAGUAGUUGGAUGCCCUCAAGGUUUAAAGUUCUUUGAGUUUUGUAUUAGCAGGUUCAUUUUCUUCUUGUGCCCAUUCGUUUUAACUAUGCAAAAUCAAUUUACAUCAUAUCAUAUGGUACAGUUACCUUUCCCAGAUUUCUCCUUACAUUAUAGAUGACAUUUUGACGAAAAAGAAAAAAAAAACAAUGUUUUGUUUGUGCAAAGGAUGUUACUACAAUUGCAAUGUACUGAAAUUUUUUAUGUAUCCAACAAAUGGAAAAUGUUUUCCAUUUCUGGGAAAUUUACCGGAUAAGUUGCGGAUGCUUGUGGAAUAAGUAAUGUUUAUUAGUCAUAGUAUUUG